This is a messenger RNA of Entrophospora sp. SA101, 512 nucleotides long. The record is from the annotation of a GenBank genome assembly. Lineage: Eukaryota; Fungi; Glomeromycota; Glomeromycetes; Entrophosporales; Entrophosporaceae.
UACCGGCAUCAUCGCUUAAGCAUUCUUUUCGUAAUUAUUAUGGAAAAUUUUCUAAAAGAAGUUACUACAAUGCUAUCAAUGGCAACGAUUAUCGUUAUGAUAAACAAUUUAAAUAUCCAAAGCAUUUAUUAGAAGGAUUUUGUGAAAAGAUUGAUGAACUGGAAUGUUUAACAUUAACGGAUUUUAAAUAUCCGAAAUUUUGGAAACGAUUUCAACAAAAAUUUAAGAGAAUUAAAAAUUUGGUGAUUUUAUUUGGAAAGUUUGCUAUUUCUGAAAAUGAAGAAGGUAGUUUGGAAAUAGCAAAUUUAAUUAGAAAUAUUGAAGGUUUAGAAUCAUUAUCAAUUAUAGGCGUGGUAAAUAAAGAUAUAUUAAUAUACGAUAAUGAACCAAGGAUUGAUGGUAUUUUAAGAGCAAUUGAAUAUAAGGCUCAGUUCGUUAAGGAGUUAACAAUUGAAUUUUCUUUGGCUUAUAAUGAAAAUCUAGCAUUUAAAAAACAAUUCAUUCGUAAAUAA